Messenger RNA from Cajanus cajan (pigeon pea), 705 nucleotides. NCBI's taxonomy places the organism in Eukaryota, Viridiplantae, Streptophyta, Magnoliopsida, Fabales, Fabaceae. The record is from RefSeq and is a predicted model, not a curated record.
AUGGCAGGAGGUAGAAACGAUCGCGCAAUCGCUGAUGCUCUGCAAGCGAUGGCUCAAGCUAUUGGUAAUCUAAACCAACGACCAGAGAUAGAUUGGCUAGAGAGAUUUCAGCGAAAUAAUCCGCCAAGCUUUCGUAGAGGCUAUAAUUCUGAUGGAGCUGCUGAUUGGAUUUUUGAAAUUGAAAAGAUAUUCCAAGCUAUGGGAUGUCCUUUGAUACAGAAGGUAACUUUGGCCGUUUUUAUGCUUUCUGGAGAGGCUGGCAUCUGGUGGCAAGGUGCUUUGCAAAGAAUGAUGGCUGUGGGAACUCAAGUAAACUGGGAUAAUUUCAAGCGGCUGUUCUUGGAGAAAUAUUUUCCCCGAGAUGUGAGACAUAAGAAACAGGUGGAAUUCCUUGAAUUGAAACAAGGAGAGAAUUCAGUGGCUGAAUACGUGACUAAAUUUGAAGACUUGGUUAGAUUCUGCCCUAUGUAUGAUGGUGUAAACAAUGAGGAGGACAAAUGCGUGAAAUUUAUGAGCGGUCUUCGCCUUGAGAUCAAACAAGUGUUCAAUUAUCAAGGGAUUACUCACUACCAUGAAUUGGUAAACAAGUGCAGAGUAUAUGAUGAGGACAACCGAGCUAGGGUAACUCAUUAUAAGAGUGGAGGACCGAUGAGAAAUAUUAAGUUUGGUCCAGCUAAUAAGAAUAAACCUUAUACCAAGUUCUAA